This is a messenger RNA of Bipolaris victoriae FI3, 1362 nucleotides long. RefSeq lists its product as hypothetical. The coding region runs from base 1 to 1362 and encodes 453 amino acids. The record is from RefSeq and is a predicted model, not a curated record. The transcript is spliced from 4 exons. NCBI's taxonomy places the organism in Eukaryota, Fungi, Ascomycota, Dothideomycetes, Pleosporales, Pleosporaceae.
AUGUCUAACCUGGGCACUCGGCUUGGAGAGCACGUCGGACUCGUCGCUCGAACAGCGCGACACCACUGCUCCAAAGCCAAGACUGAGUUGCACAACAUAUUUGAUGAUGCAAAACUAUCGCCAAAAGCAAUCCUAUACACUGGCCUCGUCUUCGUCACGUGUAUCUGGCUCACUCUAGCAUUCACCCGUCACGUGCGCAACACAACAAGAAGAAACCAAGCAAACACCAACGAACCCAGCACCCCGAAUCUCGAAAAGCGAUCCCUAUUCCGAGCACCCGAGCGACCAUUCGGAGUAUGGCACCCCCACCCCUUCACCCGCCCCCGUGCCUCCCCUUAUCCAAACUGGUCCCUAACCUCCACCCCCCCACUCCCCUACCGCCCCUUCCGCUACGGCCCCAAAUACAACAUCACCAUGGGCCUCCGCAGCAUGCCCUGGGACACCUGGAUCGAACUCGAUUCGGACUACCUGCACUACCACUCGCUCAAAGCCUCACGCAUCGCAUCCCGCGGCACCCAAUGCAUUCGCACCGCGCCCGAAGCGGUGGAUGCGGCGCGCGAGCUCGCUGAGGAGUUGGUGGCGUACUUGCCUGAGCGGUAUCCUUGUUUGUUCGAGAAGACAGAGAGCGGGAUGCGGAAUCUAGCGACAGGGGAGCAAUUCGAUGUGAGCCGGAUGGAGAGGAAUGGGGAAAGCGAGGAUGCGAUGACGCUUUGUGCACGGAUGGUGCAGGAUGAUGUUGCCAUUAUGAUGGAGAGGGGGGAUGGCCAGUAUUAUCUUGUUGCUGGGGCGAUUUUGCUGCCUGGGUUUUGGAGGCUGGGGGAUAAGUUUGGCAUGGGGUUGAGUGAGAUUCAUACGAGUGGGGAUGUGCCGGGGUUCAAGGAGAAACUGGAAAAAGGCAUGGUCAACUUUUUCCGUCGGAUUCAGCCUCAGAGCCCCAUGCUACGCAACAACUACUUUAUUCAGGUGGAUGAUAAGCUGGCGUGGAGCGAGAGUAUAGGAAGUGAAGAUGCUACUGCCGAGGGAGAGGUAGGAUGGUUUACGGCGGAGAAGAAUAAGGCGAUUGAGCAUCACUACUUCCGGAGCGAACGACAAAGUUUGAGACGACUACCAAGAUCCGGUGGUGUCGUGUUUACCAUACGAACCUAUAUGCGUCCAAUCACAAGCCUUGCGGAGGAGCCAUAUGUCCCCGGCCGACUGGCUAGCGCCAUCCGGUCUUGGGGCGACGAUGUCAGCCGGUACAAGGGCAAGGACAGGUAUGGCGAUGUUUUGCUCGAGUACCUGGACAGAAAGCAUGCCGAGCAAAUAGAGCGCGGAGUCGUUGUUGAGGGGGAGGAAGAGACAGAGAGUGCGUAUCCUUUCUAG